Peromyscus californicus insignis is the source of this 4985-nucleotide messenger RNA. RefSeq names its product calpain 15 (gene Capn15). Gene Ontology annotation, cellular component: cytoplasm. The record is from RefSeq and is a predicted model, not a curated record. The transcript has 13 exons. Gene Ontology annotation, biological process: proteolysis. Gene Ontology annotation, molecular function: calcium-dependent cysteine-type endopeptidase activity. NCBI's taxonomy places the organism in Eukaryota, Metazoa, Chordata, Mammalia, Rodentia, Cricetidae. Bases 314 to 3775 code for a protein of 1153 amino acids.
AGGCGGCGUAAGGUUGCCGGGCCGAGACUGGAGCUUUGGGGCCGAAAACGCGCUAAGCCGGCGGAGGAUCGCGGCUGGCGCGAAGGGGCCUUUACUGCCCUCAGGUAGAAGUUGUGGGUCAACCGACUGAGGGCCGGCACCCGGGCCGCGCCCGCCUAGCCCGACCGCGAGCGCUGAGGAGGCGCCGCUGGCUCGCUAAGCCGGCUGCCCUUUCUCCGGUGUGGGCACUCUCCUCUCUCCAUGCUUCCGUUCGCGUGCCACCGGCCAGAGGUGACCAGGCCCGGCUCUCUACGUGGCCACUGUCAGGGGGGCCAUGGGGAGCUCUGCCUCCUCCCUGGCUGCCGAGACGGAGUCAGACCACGGCUUCCCUGGGGGGCCAUCCUACCCAGGACCCCCAGCAGCAGCUGGCUGGUGUAGGAGCGGCCCUGGGGAGACUGUCUGGGGAAGUGCUCUGGUCACCAGACAGCACCCACGUCCCCGGGCCCGAAGCCACACACAUUCUCCUGGGUCUAUGGCCACAGUUGGGGAGUGGUCCUGUGCGCGCUGCACCUUCCUGAACCCUGCCGGCCAACGCCAGUGCUCCAUCUGUGAGGCCCCCAGGCACAAGCCAGAUCUUGACCAGAUCCUGCGGCUCAGCGUAGAGGAGCAGAAAUGGCCCUGUGCACGCUGUACAUUCCGGAACUUUUUAGGCAAAGAGGCUUGUGAAGUAUGUGGCUUUACCCCAGAGCCUGUUCCUGGAGCCCCUCUGCUGCCCAUUAUCAAUGGGGUCCUGCCCAAGCCCCCCACCGUACUGGUGGAACCAAAGGGCAACUGCAAGGAGGAAGCAGGUCCUGUGCGGACAGCAGGGCUAGUGGCCAUGGAGCCAGCCAGAGGGCACUCUGAGGAAGAAGAAGAAAAGGAGCAGGAGGACGAAGGGAAAGGGGCAGAGCCUGGCAGUGGCUGGGCAUGCCAGCGCUGUACACUGCAUAACACACCAGUGGCCAGCUCUUGUUCUGCCUGUGGGGGACCCCGGAAACUGUCAUUGCCUCGCAUCCCCCCAGAGGCCCUGGUGGUUCCCGAGGUUGUGGCCCCUACUGGCUUCCAUGUUGUUCCUGCUCCAUCCCAGCCUCUCCUCCCUGGGGAAGGUGCUGAGGCUGAUUCUCCUUCUACCAGCCAGGGUCCCACCUCCACUGACCAGGAGCCCCCCAGGGUACCACCCUUCAGCCCCUUCUCACCCACCCUACAGAACAACCCUGUGCCCAGAAGCCGCCGGGAGGUCCCCCCUCAGCUUCAGCCACCUGUGCCUGAGGCUGCUCAGUCCUCGACCUCCACAAGCUUCAAAGGGCCCUCCCAGGGCCCUGGAAGAGCUGCAGCUGGGGCCUCCCGCCUUGCUGAGCUGCUCUCAGGCAAGGAGUUGCUGUCAGGCAAGCGACUGAGUGUAUUGGAGGAGGAGGAGGCCCCAGAGAGCAGCCCUGCCCGCUGUGAGUCGUGCAGUGAUGUCAUUGACCUGGCUGGAGACACUGUCCGCUACACACCUGCCAGCCCCUCCAGCCCUGACUUCACCACCUGGUCAUGUGCCAGGUGCACACUUAGGAACCCCACAACAGCCUCCAGGUGUUCAGUGUGUGGUGGCUCCAAGCUGCAUGGUUUCCAGGAGCACAGUGAACCCCCUUCCCACUGCCCCGACUGUGGUGCCGACAAGCCUGGCCCCUGUGUUGGCUGCUGUGGACGAGCUCCCUCAGCACAUAAGGCUGCCCGUCUCUUGCCUGAUGGCCUGGGCCAGUGGGCCUGCCCUGCCUGCACCCUGAUCAACACACCUCGGGCCAAGCACUGUGCAGCCUGCCACACACCACAGCUUCUAGUGACCCAGUGCCGGGGGGCUACACCCCUGAGGCGCAGGGAGAGCAUGCAUGUGGAGAAGCGGAGGCAGACAGACGAGGGCGAGGCCAAGGCACUCUGGGAGAACAUAGUGGCUUUCUGCAGAGAGAAUAGUGUGAACUUUGUGGAUGACAGCUUCCCCCCCGGGCCUGCAUCUGUCGGCUUCCCAGUGGGCGACAGCGUCCAGCAGCGAGUGAAACAGUGGCUGCGGCCCCACGAAAUCAACUGCUCUGUCUUCAGGGACCACGGCACUCCGUGGUCAGUCUUCCACACCCUGAGGCCCUCUGACAUCCUACAGGGGCUGCUGGGGAACUGCUGGUUCCUGAGUGCGUUGGCAGUACUGGCUGAACGUCCCGACCUCGUGGAAAGGGUGAUGGUCACACGUAGCCUAUGCGCAGAGGGUGCCUACCAGGUACGGCUGUGCAAGGACGGUACGUGGACGACAGUGCUGGUGGACGACAUGCUGCCCUGCGAUGAGGCUGGCUUCCUGCUCUUCUCACAGGCACAGCGGAAGCAGCUGUGGGUGGCCCUCAUUGAGAAAGCGCUGGCCAAGCUGCACGGCUCCUACUUCGCCCUCCAGGCAGGGCGCGCCAUUGAAGGCCUGGCCACACUCACCGGUGCGCCCUGUGAGAGCCUGGCGCUGCAGGUCAGCUCCACUAACCCCCGAGAGGAACCUGUUGACACUGACCUCAUCUGGGCCAAAAUGCUGAGUUCUAAGGAGGCUGGGUUCCUCAUGGGUGCCUCCUGCGGAGGAGGUAACAUGAAGGUAGAUGAUGCUGCUUAUGAGAGCCUGGGUCUGCGCCCCCGCCAUGCCUACUCCAUCUUGGAUGUUCGUGAUGUUCAGGGCUCCAGGCUCCUGCGACUCCGGAACCCAUGGGGCCGUUUCUCCUGGAAUGGCAGCUGGUCGGAUGAGUGGCCACACUGGCCAGGGCACCUGCGAGCCGAACUCAUGCCACAUGGCAGCAGCGAGGGUGUUUUCUGGAUGGAGUAUAGUGACUUUAUCAGGUACUUUGACUCUGUGGACAUCUGCAAGGUACACUCAGAUUGGCAGGAGGCACGGGUUCAGGGAAGUUUCCCAAGCACUGCCAGUGGACCAGUGGGUGUGACGGCACUCACAGUGCUGGAGCGUGCCUCACUGGAGUUUGCCCUGUUCCAGGAGGGCAGCAGGCGCUCGGAUUCAGUAGACAGCCACCUCCUGGAUCUGUGCAUCCUGGUGUUCCGGGCCACUUUUGGCACUGGUGGCCGCCUGAGCCUGGGCCGCCUCUUGGCCCACAGCAAACGUGCUGUUAAGAAGUUUGUGAACUGUGAUGUCAUGCUGGAGCCUGGCGAGUAUGCUGUGGUGUGCUGUGCCUUCAACCACUGGAACCCUGCUCCACCAGGGCCCCCUGCCCAGGCCUCCAGCCCCUCAGCAGGGGUCCCCCGAGGUGCCCCCGAGCCACCCGGCCACGUACUCGCAGUGUACAGCUCCAGGCUGGUCAUGGUGGAGCCGGUGGAGGCGCAGCCAACCACACUGGCCGAUGCCAUCAUCCUGCUCACUGAGAGCCGGGGCGAGCGGCAUGAGGGCCGAGAGGGCAUGACCUGCUACUACCUGACUCAUGGCUGGGCGGGGCUCAUCGUGGUGGUGGAGAACCGGCACCCCAAGUCCUACCUGCACGUGCAAUGUGAUUGCACCGACAGCUUCAACGUGGUGUCCACACGUGGCAGCCUGCGUACCCAGGACAGUGUCCCACCCCUGCACAGGCAGGUCCUGGUGAUCUUGUCCCAGCUGGAAGGCAAUGCUGGAUUCUCCAUCACCCACCGCCUGGCACAUCGCAAGGCAGCCCAGGCCUUCCUCAGCGACUGGACAGCCUCUAGGGGUACCCACAGCCCCCCACUCACACCUGAUGUGGCUGGUCUACAUGGACCCCGGCCACUAUGACUACAGUUCCCUAGGGCAGGGGCUAUGUGCAGAUCCACCCACCUGCCCUCCCCUACAUGCACUUUAUGAGGGAGACCCCCAAUGGAGGAUGCUUGAACCAGAAUCUCAGGACCCUGCCCAGGGAGCCACCGGCUACAGGGUGCAGCCUCCCCUGGGCCUCCCUCCCCUCCUCCUGCACCCCAAUUACCCUCAGUCCCCACCAGGCCUCCCAGCUGCCAUGCAGAAUACCUCGAGCCGGGUGGGUUUCAUUCCAGUACUUCUGUCCUGAGCCCUGGGGACAGCUUCAGGUGGCCAAGGCCCAAAUGGGCUGCCCUUCCCUAUGAAUAUGGGGUCACUUGCUAUAGAGAGGCAUCCCAGAUAUGUGUUCACAGAACCAAAUCUGGGGGCUCAGAGGCCAUGAUCCUGCCUUGAGAACCUGGGUAACCCUUUGUGGGGGCUCCGAUCUGCCGCUUCCCCCCUUGGUUUGUUCCCAAGCCCAGCUCCUUGCCUAAUGAGCAGGGUCCUGAUAGCCCUGGCACAUGAGCAGCGCAUUGCAGGAAGCAGAUGCCUGAUGGCCAUCAGCCAGGGCUUGGGGACAGCUGCCCCUCCUGCAACACUAUGCAAUUCCUGGAGCACCUGCCAGGAUCGAAGCCAUGAUGGGGUGGCAGGUCGGAAGCCAGACCCAGCCCGGCUGUCUGGAGAAGCGCUUUGUCCUUAGCUUCCCUGGCCACAAUCGGCACUGUCCCAUGGCCUCAGUCUGUCCACAAAGAAGGACACCCCCACCCCAGUCCCAUUACAGGCACAUGUAAGGUGUGACUGAUUACUCCCUUCCCUAGAUGAGGGAGCCAAGCUGCCCACCUGCCCAGCAUUCCCCUAGCUGCUUGUCAAGAUCAGAGCCCUUAUCUGCCACAUGGACGCCUGAGUCAUUUCCUGUGCCCCCCCCCCACCUGGCUGCCACUGUCCUGCAGCCCCCUAGGUAGUGGGCAGCUCACACACCCACUAUCCUUGCCUCCAUGGGGCUUGCGAGGGUUUUUAUACCUAAAGAAACACUCCCCUCCCCUCUGGGCCUCCUUUUACUCUGAGCUGUGAAUAUUUUUAACCCUGUAAAUAGGACCAGCUCUUCGAACACAGAGACUAUUUUAUCAGCUAUCAGUCCCUUCCUUGUUCGAUGACUCCAUAGGCCGUUUCCACUCAGGCUCCAAGGACCAAAUAAAAGCGUUUUGUUUUGUAA